Rotaria sp. Silwood1 is the source of this 1026-nucleotide messenger RNA. NCBI's taxonomy places the organism in Eukaryota, Metazoa, Rotifera, Eurotatoria, Philodinida, Philodinidae. The record is from the annotation of a GenBank genome assembly.
AUGUCUUCGACUGGACAAUGCUUCGAUAUCGGUAGUGCUACCAGUCAAUCGUUACGGGAAUUUGAACGUCGUCAACAAUUAUUUGCUACUAAAUAUCAAAUUUCCCUUGAUCAAUUAGAUUAUCUUUCAGACCCGGAUCUUCUUAUGGAAUUCGAUGUAAAAUGCAGUGAAAUUGGUGUAGCUGGUAACGGAGCACUUAUGCGGCUGGCUCCCGUACCUCUCUUCUUCUACCGACAUCCAAUUGACGCCGUCGAGCUUUCUGGAAUUAGUGCUGUCAUUACUCAUGGUGAUGCGAAAGCUUAUGAUGCUUGUCGCUAUUAUGGCGCUUUGAUAGUGGCUACUCUACGAGGUGAAACAAAAGCGGAAUUGUUGGAUGACAAUUUUUAUUUAAACCAUGAAUCAUGGUUCAACAACAAACCUCUUACUCAAGAGGUCAUGGAUGUUGCACGAGGAUCAUACAAGAAAGCUGGCGGAUAUCGUGAUGGUAUUCGUGGCAAAGGAUAUAUUGUUAGCGCUCUCGAAGCUGCCUUAUGGGCCUUUCAUUACGAUGAAAAUUCAUUUGAAAAGGGUGUUCUAGACGCAGUCAAUCUUGGAGACGAUACUGACACAACUGCUGCUAUUUAUGGCCAAUUGGCUGGCACUUACUACGGUUACAACAAGUUACCUGAAAAAUGGAUUCAACAGAUCUAUGCACGCAAUUUUAUUACAUGUGUAUGCAAGUGGAUCGUUUAUGAAGGAGAGAUAUGGCAGCCAAAGGUUGUUAUUUUGAGAAGAUCAACAUCGAACUCUCACUCUCAUUCAAAUAUUCCUUCACAAUCUGAAAUACAUGCAGCUAAACUUUUGAUUGUUGAAGGUCGUGAAAAAUUAACAUCAGCUAAUGAACAACAGCAACAACUUACAAAUGAGCUCGAUAAACUUCGAUUAAAAAGAAAAGAUGCUUUUCUUCAUGAACAAUUAAUCAACAAGAAGCUGAAAUCCAUCCAACGAAAUCAACAUAAUAUAAUAAACUUGAUAGAUAAUACUUAA